This is a messenger RNA of Ciona intestinalis (vase tunicate), 2015 nucleotides long. The record is from RefSeq and is a predicted model, not a curated record. NCBI's taxonomy places the organism in Eukaryota, Metazoa, Chordata, Ascidiacea, Phlebobranchia, Cionidae.
GGUAAAAUGUUGUCAUUUAGAUUGCAACAACUUCGUUUGUUAGCUUGUAAUAGUUUAAAUAAGUCACAUAGAAACAUUAUACGGAGUGUGGCAAGCGGCACCUACAAUGUGACAACCCCACUCAACUUUAUUGGCGGACAAAGAGUCGAAACAGAAGAAUCUUUGUCAAUAAUUGAUGUCAUUGAACCGGCAACAGGAAAAGUAAUGUGCCAGAUGCACGAAUGUGGAGCUACUGACGUAAACAACGCGGUUAAUGCUGCAAAACAAGCUCAACUUGAAUGGGGAAAACUAUCAGGGUUCGAAAGAGGGAAAAUAUUGUCAAAGUCUUCUGUUUUAUUAAAGCAAAAGCAAGAAGAGAUUGCUAGAAUGGAGGUCUACGAUACAGGGAAGCCAAUACAAGAAGCGAGAGUUGAUGUUCAAACUGCUAUCGAUUCUAUUGAGUAUUUCAGUGGAAUUGCUUCAACUCUGUGUGGCCAGCACUUUUCGUUGCCUAACGGGUCGUUCGGCUACACACGACGUGAGCCACUAGGUGUCGUAGCAGCGAUAGGAGCGUGGAAUUACCCGAUACAAAUCGCUGCGUGGAAAGCCGCACCUGCACUCGCAACUGGCAAUGCAGUUGUAUGCAAGCCAUCACAAUUCACCCCUUUGACUGCAGUUGCGUUAGCUGAAGUAUUUAUAGAAGGGGGACUACCCUCAGGACUUUUUAAUGUGGUACAGGGGGCUGGGGAGACGGGGAACCACCUAACACGACACCCAGAUGUCGCGAAAGUUACUUUUACUGGGAGUAUUGAAACUGGAAGUAAGGUUAUGCAGAAUUGUGCCGCAGACAUAAGACAUGUCACACUUGAGCUUGGAGGAAAAUCUCCAUUGAUAUUGUUUGGAGAUUGUGACAUCACUAAUGCUGUCAAUGGAGCAUUGAUGGCAAACUUUUUGUCACAAGGACAGGUAUGCUCCAAUGGCACACGUGUGUUCAUCCAAGAUGAUAUCUAUGACGAAGUAGUAACAAUGCUAGUGGAGAGAACACUUGGGAUCAAACAUGGCGACCCACAUCAUGAACAUACAAAGAUGGGAGCAAUGAUGAAUGAAGAACACGCACACAAAGUCAUGGGGUUUAUUGAGAGGGCUAAGAAGGAGGGAGCUGAAGUGUUAUGUGGUGGGGAACUUGUGCAAAUGGAAGACCCAGUGUUGCGAGGUGGAAGUUAUAUUUCCCCAUGUAUUAUUAGACCAAGUGAUAGUAUGGAAAUAUCCAGAGAGGAAUUGUUUGGGCCAGUAAUGAACGUUUAUUCGUUCAAAACUGAAGAUGAAGUCAUCCGAAGAGCAAAUGACUCAAAGUAUGGGCUGGCUUCUGGGGUUUUUACCAAAGACAUACAGCGAGCCCACAGAGUUGCGGCAUCAAUGCAAGCAGGUAGUUGUUACAUCAACAACUAUAAUAUCUUUCCAAUAGAAAUGCCAUUUGGUGGUUAUAAAAAGUCUGGUCUGGGAAGAGAGAAUGGAACAGUUACUGUUGAUUAUUUCACACAACUGAAAACAGUUUAUGUUGAAAUGAAUGAUGUUGAAUGUUCUUUAUGAUUAAACAAUCGCAAUCAUUCUAAAUCUCCUUUAAAAGUAUAUUGCAGUCAUAUCAAAAUUUCCUAAGCUGCCAAAUCUACAGUAUUGUACUAAGAUGCCAUGGAAUAAUAUUAUAACUUAUAAUAUUGGAGGGCCAAAAAUGGCACACAAAAAGCCCCAUAUCUAAAUUGUAACUUGUUUUUGCAUUAUAAUACUUGAUUUACAGUUUUACACGUUUAAAACACAUUGUGCUCUUUUGAACAGUUCUUUGGUGCUGUUUUCUGUGAAAAAAUAUGAAUAUAUUACAACUUUUACACCAUACAGCUUAUAUUAAUGCUAAAAAAUGAAAAUAAAUUGCUAAUCUAGAAACUGAACUAGAAAUCGGCUAAUCUAGAAACAAACACUGUGCUUUAUAAACAUGCGAGUAAAAAUACAACCAUUUAUUCUGUGCUCAGUGCAAUGUUAAU